UAAGAAGGAGCUAAAGAGGAACAAAAAGGAAAGAAAGAAAGUAAGGGAAGUCGGCAUUUUGAAGAAGGAUCCAGAUACAAUCAAGGAACAGAUUGAAAAGUUGGAAAUUAUGAGGUGCUGCAUGCACUUGUAGCGGUGGGGAGUUGGUUACUAACUUUGGAAGGAACAACAUCAAUGUUCUUGCUUUUUGGCUGGAUUCAUAAAAGAAAUUUCAGAUAUUUGCUACAGGGAUGAAGGCUUUUUUAAGUGGCUGCAAAGAGAGGUGUUUAUUGGAAGAUGUAUUGAAGCUGUGGGUCUGGGUCUAGCUACAGGAGAGUUAAAGCUUUGGAGUAUCAGGGAGAAAAUUUGAAAUUUCACUUAAGGCUGAGUUUCUGAUAGCUGUUGAUACAUAAGCAGAUGGUGCUCUGGACAAGGCAAGGAAGCACAAGAAAAGACAACUUGAGGACACACUGAACCUAGUUUUGAAGAAGAGGAAGGAGUAUGAAGAGAAACUACGGGAAAAGGGUGAGACUCCGGUGAUGUUCAGCCACUUGGGUCCUCCUCGCAGACGAACAACUGCAGAGGAAGAGGAGAGAGUGAAACACCCAAAACCAGAAGAUUCUGUUUAUUAUCACCCUACGUUAAAUCCUACAGGGGCACCACCUCCUGGAAAGCUUCCCAUGUAUAAAUCAUCAAUAGGACCUAGAAUUCCUAUGUCAGAAGCUUCAUCAAGUGGUGCAGCAUCAUCAUCAUUGUCAGAAUCCGAGGAUGUGAUAUUAGCGACUAUACCUCCUCCUCCCCCACCUCCUCCGUUGCCGAACUCCAGUGAAUUGGGGUCUGGAGAUGGUGACCUACCAUCAUCUUUGCCUGUACCACCUCCACCUCCAAAGCCUGCUUCUGAUCUUGGUGCCAAAUUGCCCCCUCCACCAUUGCCUCCACCACCUCCAGGACCUCCAUCCAAGGAACAGAUUUCCAGUCACACUCCACUGGCUCCACCUCAACCAACCCAACGACCUACUACUCAGCCACCUCCUCCAGGCACAAGUGGAAGUGAGAGGGAAAAAAAUCAAGCUGCUGCAUCAGAUGAUCCAGAAACUAAGAUUCCAGGCAGGCUGCCCCAACCUCCACCUCUUCCUGGGUUGCCACAGAAAUCUGUUAGUCAACAGAAGUCUGUUAGUCAUCAACCUCAAGUUGCUCACUCUAACUCCGAUACCAGUAACAGUAUGGGGAGUAAGGAUGCCUCUGAUUUGAUUCCACCACCGCCACCUCCUCCUAGGCCACCAACUGCUGUUGCUAGGGCUGCAUUGAUGCCUACGUUGCAGCCUGAUGUAUUACCUCCGGGUAUUUCACGCUUCCCACCACCUCCUCCUCCACCUCCACCUUCAGAUUUGCGGCCACCACUGUCUGGCCCUGGACUUCCUAACCGAGCUGCUUCUCCUGGAAUGAUUGUUCCACCUAUUCCAAGGCCACCUUUUGGGUUACCAGCUGGACUGCCCCUGAUGAUGAGACCACCAGUUCCACCUGGCCCUGUUCCUACUUUCCAGGAAGAUGAUCAAACUGCAGUAAGACCUGCACCACCAAAGCCAUCAUAUGUCAAGUCAGCGGCAUCAACUGUGGUGAAGAAACCAUUGGCUCAGCAUACCCCUGAACUUACAGCUAUGGUUCCAGCAUCUGUAAGAGUAAGGAGAGAGACUGCUGUUCCAAAAGUGAAAUCAAAACCACCGUUGUCAACAGGAGCAACAGCGCCCCGGGCAGCAGCUCCUGCUGUUGCUGGGAAGUCGGAACUGGUGAAUGCUUCAGCAGCACCAAAGACACAGAGCAUUGAUGAUUCAUACACGGCCUUUUUGGAAGACAUGAAGGCCCUUGGUGCUCUUGAUGGCUGAGCUGAUAGUAGCUGAUGCAGUGAAUUUGAGCUGUGAAACAUGUUGAAAAAAAACAUGGAAGGCUCUUGUUAUGGUUUUGGGGUUUAUGGCCAAGAAUGAGUUACUGCUGUAGCUAGGCAUGUUAUCCUCUCAAAAUGUUCCAUCCCUGAAAUCUCUGUUCCGAUACUAGGAUUGUCAAUGAUCUUUCCAUGCUUUAGGAGUGGGGUGCUCAAGUUGGAAACUGAAUUUUGAAAUGAAAUUUAUACAGUUACUUGUUUUCCA
Messenger RNA from Macadamia integrifolia, 2123 nucleotides. RefSeq names its product protein EARLY FLOWERING 5-like. The transcript is spliced from 11 exons. The coding region runs from base 519 to 1862 and encodes 447 amino acids. Gene Ontology annotation, cellular component: spliceosomal complex. Lineage: Eukaryota; Viridiplantae; Streptophyta; Magnoliopsida; Proteales; Proteaceae. Gene Ontology annotation, biological process: mRNA cis splicing, via spliceosome. The record is from RefSeq and is a predicted model, not a curated record.